AUGGCCUCCACCACGGGUCAAGAGCCCAAGUGGACGGCCGUCAAAGUGCGCUCCACGUUUAUUGACUACUUCAAGGAAAAAGGCCACACCUUCGUACCCAGCUCCUCCGUGGUGCCCCUCUCCGACCCCACCCUUCUCUUUACCAAUGCCGGAAUGAACCAGUUCAAGUCCAUCUUCUUGGGCACCGUCGACCCGGCCUCCGACUUGUCCAAGCUCAAGCGUGCUACCAACUCCCAGAAGUGUAUCCGCGCCGGCGGCAAGCACAACGACCUCGACGAUGUCGGCAAGGACAGCUACCACCACACCUUCUUCGAGAUGUUGGGCAACUGGAGCUUUGGCGACUACUUCAAAAAGGAGGCCAUUGGCUUCACUUGGGAGCUAUUGACCAAGGUCUACGGCCUUCAGCCUGACCGAUUAUACGUCACCUACUUCGAGGGCAAGCCGGAUGCUGGUCUCGAGCCGGAUCUGGAAGCCAAGCAGCUCUGGACGGAUGUUGGCGUUCCCGAGGACCACAUCCUUCCCGGCGACAUGAAGGACAACUUCUGGGAAAUGGGUGACCAAGGACCUUGCGGCCCGUGUUCCGAAGUACAUUACGAUCGCAUUGGCGGGAGGAACGCCGCCCACCUGGUUAAUCAAGACGACCCGAACGUCCUGGAAAUCUGGAACAACGUCUUCAUUCAAUACAACCGAGAGCCUGACAGCUCUCUGAAAUUGCUCCCCCACAAGCACGUCGACACGGGCAUGGGCUUCGAACGCUUGGUUUCGGUGCUGCAAAACAAGAUGUCCAACUACGACACCGAUGUUUUCACCCCGCUCUUCAAAGCAAUCCAGGAUGUGACGGGUGCGAGAGAGUACCGUGGCAAGUUUGGCGACGAAGACCCCGAUGGCAUUGAUACUGCGUAUCGCGUCGUCGCCGACCACGUCCGCACCCUCACCUUUUCCAUCUCCGACGGUGGCGUGCCCGACGCAAAAGAUCGUGGCUACGUCAUCCGUCGUGUGCUUCGUCGCGGCGUCCGUUACGCUCGAAAGUACUUCAAUGUCGAGAUUGGUGACUUUUUCUCCAAGCUCAUCCCCACCCUCGUCGCACAAAUGAGCGACAUGUUCCCGGAGAUCAAAGCCAAGCAGUCAGAUGUCAAGGAGAUCCUCAACGAGGAGGAAGUCAGCUUCGCCAAGACGCUGGAUCGCGGCGAAAACAUGUUCGAGAAGUAUGCGCAAAAGUGCAAGCUUCAGGACUCCAAGGACUUGGCUGGAGCGGAUGUCUGGCGAUUGUACGACACUUAUGGCUUCCCCGUCGAUCUCACGCGGCUGAUGGCCGAGGAAAGAGGCCUGAGUAUCGAUGAUGCAGAGGUGGAGAAGGCACAGGAGACGGCGCGAGAGGCGUCCAAGGGUCAGAAGAAGGAGGGCGAGUUCCUCGUGAAGCUGAACGUCCACGACAUCAACGCGCUCGAGCGAAUGCCUGAUGUGCCCAAGACCGACGACUCGGCCAAAUUCCAAAAAGACAACAUCCACGCCACGGUCAAGGCGAUAUAUCAGGGAGGCAAAUUCCUCGAGUCGACAAAGGAAGUGCCCGAGGGCGAGCAGCUAGGACUGAUCCUGGAUCGUACAAACUUCUAUGCGGAGCAGGGUGGACAAGAGUUCGACACUGGUCGCAUCGUCAUCGAUGGAGAGUCCGAAAUCACAGUGCAAAACGUACAGGUCUAUGCUGGGUUUGUUAUGCACACCGGCUACAUGAACUACGGCAGCUUCAAACUCGGGGACGAUGUGCUGUGUGAUUACGACGAGCUGCGACGCCAGCCGAUUCGAAACAACCACACCGGCACGCAUAUUCUCAACUUCGCGCUACGGGAGGUGCUGGGCGACGAGAUCAACCAAAAGGGCUCCCUCGUCGCGCCUGAGAAGCUACGCUUCGAUUUUAGCCACAAGGCUGCAUGCUCCGAUGCCGAGAUCACGCGGAUCGAGGAGGAGAGCACGCGGUAUAUUCGACAAAACUGCGAGGUCUUCUCCACCGAUGUUCCCCUUGCCACCGCAAAGAACAUCGAAGGCGUGCGUGCGGUCUUCGGCGAGACAUAUCCCGAUCCGGUCCGCGUGGUAUCAAUUGGUGUGCCCGUGGAAGAUCUGCUCGCGGACGUCAAGUGCAAAGACUGGCGCAACGUGUCCGUCGAAUUCUGCGGCGGUACGCACGUCAAGAACACGAGCGAAAUUAAGGACAUGAUCAUCCUGGAGGAAAACGGCAUCGCCAAAGGCAUCCGCCGCAUCGUCGCCGUCACCGGCUCCCUCGCCCACGAAGUGCAGCGUGUUGCGGAGGAAUGGGAUGCCAGCGUUACCCAGCUCGAGCGCAUGGAGUACAGCGCGAAGAAGGAGACCAAGACGAAAGAAUGGCAGCACGAGCUGGGCAAAGUGGAGCUGUCCGCGCUCGCCAAAUCGAAGCUGCGCGACCGCUUCGCCAAGAUCGUCAAGCAGAACCUCGACCAUCAAAAGGGGGCGCAGAAGGCGGAGAACAAGCGCGUGCUGGACGCCAUUACGGAGCACUUUGAGAAGCACAAGGGCGAUUCCACACUCGUGCUCAGCACCGACGUCUCCGCCGGCUCCAAGGCCAUCCAGGAGGCGCUGAAGAUGGUCAGCUCGAAGCAGAAGGACAAGACGCUCUACAUCCUGGGCAAGGCGGAGGAUGGCAAGGUGCCGCACGGCUGCUAUGUCUCUGCUGCGGCGCAGGCCAAGGGUGUGGAUGCGUCGAAGUGGGCCAAUCAGGUUGCGGGGCUGGUGGGCGGGAAGGCUGGCGGGAAAGGAGCGACGAGUUUGGGGCAGGGGACGAAUGUGGACAAGGUGGAGGAGGCGGUGGAAGCGGCAAGGAAGUAUCUGGAGGACUUGAAGGUUUGA
Messenger RNA from Neohortaea acidophila, 2877 nucleotides. RefSeq names its product tRNA synthetases class II (A)-domain-containing protein. Gene Ontology annotation, cellular component: mitochondrion; cytoplasm. The record is from RefSeq and is a predicted model, not a curated record. NCBI's taxonomy places the organism in Eukaryota, Fungi, Ascomycota, Dothideomycetes, Mycosphaerellales, Teratosphaeriaceae. The transcript has 3 exons. Gene Ontology annotation, molecular function: ATP binding; alanine-tRNA ligase activity; amino acid binding. Gene Ontology annotation, biological process: tRNA modification; alanyl-tRNA aminoacylation. Bases 1 to 2877 code for a protein of 958 amino acids.